Molecule: messenger RNA, 1401 nt
Organism: Penicillium paradoxum
Lineage: Eukaryota; Fungi; Ascomycota; Eurotiomycetes; Eurotiales; Aspergillaceae
Product: UDP-N-acetylglucosamine--dolichyl-phosphate N-acetylglucosaminephosphotransferase
Exons: 3
Coding region: 1-1401 (466 amino acids)
Biological process (GO): protein N-linked glycosylation; dolichol-linked oligosaccharide biosynthetic process
Cellular component (GO): membrane
Molecular function (GO): UDP-N-acetylglucosamine-dolichyl-phosphate N-acetylglucosaminephosphotransferase activity
Source: RefSeq, a predicted model, not a curated record
AUGCAUAACCCAAGCACCCUCUCCCGUACGGAGACUUGGCGUCUACUAGCUCUUGUCGGGGCCGGUUUAGCGAUCCUCAACACCACAUUCCAGGGUGACGGGGCGCCUCUAGUCGCUUCAAUUGCGCUAUGUGGUAUAGUAUUUGCAGUGGCUUUUAGUCUGAUUAGAUGGCUCGGACCUGUGUUUUUGAAGGCGGGGUUAAAGGGCAAAGAUAUGGCAAAGCCCAGUCGGCCCGAAAUACCUGAAACAAUGGGUGCAGUAUGCGCAGUGGUGUAUCUGAUGUCGCUCAUUAUGUUCAUCCCAUUUGCCUUCUACAAGGACAUCGUGGCAGCCACAUCUGGCGGCGGAAACCGUGAUGUUGUGAUCGAGUCGCAACAUAUUGAGAGCGGCCGAUUUUUGCACCGGUUUCCGCAUGGAAAGCUCGCCUCUUACCUUUCUGGUCUUUUGUCUUUGCAAUCCGUCGUGAUUCUGGGAAUCGGCGAUGACUUGUUCGAUAUUCGUUGGAGACACAAAGUUCUGAUCCCUGCUUUGUCCGCAAUUCCUAUGCUCAUUGUGUAUUUUGUUGACUUCGGCGUCACGCAAGUCGUCGUUCCCGUGCCCCUGCAGCCUUACCUGGGUGACAUUGUCGACCUUGGAUGGCUGUACUACAUGUACAUGGCAGCGGUUGCAAUUUUCUGUCCAAAUGCAAUCAAUAUGCUGGCAGGCAUCAACGGUAUUGAGGUCGCUCAAUCACUCGUGAUUGCGUUCCAAUUGCUAUUCAAUGAUGCGAUGUACCUUGCACCUAUCACGCCAUACCCGCACCCUGCUACCGACUCACAUUUGUUAUCGAUCUACUUCCUGCUUCCAUUUAUCGGUGUAUCAGCGGCUCUUCUAUAUCAUAACUGGUAUCCAUCAAAAGUCUUCGUGGGCGAUACCUAUUGCUAUUUCGCGGGAAUGGUCUUUGCUGUGGUUGGUAUUCUAGGACAUUUCAGCAAAACACUGCUGCUACUGUUCAUUCCCCAGAUUUUCAACUUCCUGUACUCCACUCCUCAGCUGUUCAAACUGAUCCCUUGUCCUCGUCACCGAUUGCCCAAGUUCAGCGCCUCUACUGGGUUAUUGGAUGCCUCUGUCACGGAGUGGACGAACCCCCCAUCCCCUCUGAUCGAUGCUGCACUACGCUUGUUACAUACUCUGAGACUUGUGCGGAUCACUGAAGAUGAAAAUGGUCGGAUCACUGAGUCGACUAAUCUGACUAUUCUGAAUCUUUGGUUAGUUUGGAUGGGUCCAAUGCGAGAAAACCAACUUGCGUGGCACAUGGUUGCAGUACAAACUGUUUGUGGGAUGCUCGGUCUAUUCGUGCGACAUCGCCUUGCGUUACUCGUGUUUCACCACGAUAACAGGGAGUUUGGUUUCAUCGCAUAG